AGUGACUCACACAAACAUUCACUGAGAAUAACACACACGGAGUGACUCACACAUUAACACACUGAGAGUAACACACUGACUCACACAAGACAUACUGAGAGUGACUGACACACUCAACAACAAUAGCAACUUGCAUUUAUACAGCACACUCCACAUGGGACAGCGUCUCAACACACAUAUACCAAGAGUGACACACACACAGACACAGAGUGACUGAAACACAAACAUACACACACUGAGAGUUUCUGAGCCGGCAUAGGAGCCUGACCCCUCCUUUCUCAGGCCACCAGUGGUGUCGGGGGAAUGAUCCAGUUUGCCAUCGAUCGCGGUGGGACCUUCACCGAUGUCUUUGCCCGGUGUCCAGGCGGCCGAGCCCGGGUCCUCAAGCUGCUCUCCGAGGAUCCGGCAAAUUACUCCGACGCUCCCACCGAGGGAAUCCGGCGCAUCCUGGAGCAGGAAUGUGGAGAGCCGGUACCCAGGGAACAGCCGCUGGACACCUCCCACAUUGACUGGAUCCGGAUGGGCACCACUGUGGCCACCAACGCCCUGCUGGAGAGGAAGGGCGAGAGGAUAGCGCUGGCCAUCACCAGGGGCUUCCGAGACCUACUGCACAUUGGCAACCAAUCCCGGCCCAAGAUUUUCGACCUGGAGGUGGUGAUGCCAGAGGUGCUGUAUGAGGAGGUGAUUGAAGUUGAUGAGAGGGUGAUAUUACAGCAGGACAGCUGUGGACUGUCCCCUCCGGCUGACUCCAGCAUACACACAGGGUGCACGGGUGAGCGAGUGCAGGUGUGGCAAGCACUCAAUGAGAGUGAGCUGGAGAGGGAGCUGCAGCAGGUACUGUCUAGGGGAAUCCGCAGUCUGGCUGUGGUGCUCCUGCACUCUUACACAUGGCCUGACCACGAGAGGCAGGUGGGGGAGCUGGCUCGCCGGUUGGGAUUCUCUCACGUCUCUCUCUCCUCGGAGGUCAUGCCGAUGGUGAGGGUGGUGCCGCGGGGAUUCACUGCCUGCGCUGAUGCCUACCUCACCCCGUGUAUCCACCGCUACCUCAACGGCUUCCGCUCCGGCUUCCAGCACUCUCUCAGGGAUGUGCGAGUGCUGUUCAUGCAGUCUGACGGAGGCCUGACCCCCAUGGACCAGUUCAGUGGCUCUCGGGCCAUCCUCUCGGGGCCAGCAGGCGGGGUGGUGGGCUACGCACUGACCACCUACAGCAAAGAGGAGAAGAGACCUGUCAUUGGCUUUGACAUGGGCGGGACCUCCACUGAUGUCAGCCGCUAUGCCGGGGAGUAUGAGCAUGUGUUUGAGGCCUCCACCGCCGGCAUCACCAUCCAGGCCCCGCAGCUCGACAUCAACACUGUGGCAGCUGGGGGCGGCUCUGUGCUGUUCUUCAGGUCCGGACUGUUCGUUGUCGGCCCAGAGUCCGCAGGAGCUCACCCAGGUCCUGCCUGCUACAGGAAAGGGGGGCCGCUCACGGUGACCGAUGCUAACCUGUGCCUGGGCCGCCUGCUGCCACAUUUUUUCCCCAAGAUUUUCGGGGAGAGCGAGGACCAGCCUCUGUCUGAGGAGGACGCCCAGCGCAGCCUCCGCUACCUGACCCAACAGGUCAACAGCUUCCUGCAGGAGCAGCCCCAGGGCGCUGGGGACCCGGGAGCUGCCCGCGGGACCAUGUCUGCGGAGGAGGUAGCCAUGGGCUUCCUACAAGUAGCCAACGAAGCCAUGUGCCGGCCCAUCAGAGCAUUGACACAGGCAAAAGGACACGACACAUCGCAGCACACACUGGCCUGCUUUGGGGGUGCGGGGGGUCAGCACGCCUGUGCCAUCGCCCGCUCCCUGGGCAUGAAGACCGUCUUCAUUCACAAGUACAGUGGGAUACUCUCAGCCUAUGGCAUGGCUCUGGCAGAUGUGGUGCAAGAGUGUCAGGAGCCGUGCUCGCUGGUGUACGAGGAGGAAGCUUUCGCUUUGCUGGAUGGACGGAUGUCUGCGCUGGAGGAGCAGUGUGUGGCCGCCCUCCUGUCACAGGGAUUUAAUAGGUCAGACAUCAGCACAGAGACCUUCCUGCACCUGCGUUACGAGCGGACAGACUGUGCCCUCAUGUGCUCCGCCCACGGCUUCCCGGCAAACGCCCAAAAUUGCCGGCACGGAGACUUCCGAACGGCCUUCACCAGCAGGUACCUCAGUGAGUUCGGAUUCACAAUCCCCGAGCGGCCUAUUGUGGUGGACGAUAUCCGAGUGCGAGGCAGCGGCAGGUCCUGUGUGGGGGCCGAGCCCAGGCUGAGCCCCAGCGGCCACGAGCCUCGCGUGGAAACGGUUGUACGUUGUUACUUUGACGAUGGUUACCAAGAUACCACUGUGUACCUGAUGGCUGACCUGUCCUGCGAUCACCAGAUCCCUGGUCCGGCCAUCAUCAUUGACAGUAACAGCACGAUCCUGGUGGAGCCUGAUUGCUCGGCCGUGGUGACAGAGUGCGGGGACGUGAAGAUCACUAUCGGGAGCGGCGUCCUGCGGGCCAUCGGGACGGAGCUCGACACCGUGCAGCUGUCCAUCUUUUCCCACCGCUUCAUGAGCAUCGCAGAGCAAAUGGGUCGGAUCCUCCAGAGGACGUCCAUCUCCACCAAUAUUAAGGAGCGACUGGACUUCUCAUGUGCUCUGUUCGGGCCGGAUGGUGGGCUGGUGUCUAACGCCCCCCACAUCCCUGUACACCUGGGAGCCAUGCAGGAGACUGUGCAGUUCCAGAUCAGACAUUUAGGUGAUGAUUUGAAGGAAGGAGACGUGAUCCUGAGCAACCAUCCGGCGGCCGGGGGAAGCCACCUCCCUGACUUGACUGUCAUCACCCCGGUGUUCCGCCGGGGUGUCCCACGCCCCGUGUUCUUCGUGGCCAGCAGGGGGCACCACGCUGACAUCGGGGGCAGCACGCCGGGCUCCAUGCCCCCCCACUCCAAAACUCUGCUGGAGGAGGGGGCCGUCUUCAUAUCCUUCAAACUAGUGCAGGCCGGAGUCUUCCAGGAACAGGGUGCGACAGAGUUGUUGUUGGCUCCCGCACACACUCCUGGCUGCAGUGGUUCCCGGAACCUACACGACAACCUGUCGGACCUGCGAGCGCAGGUGGCGGCCAAUCAGCGUGGGAUCGGGCUGGUGAACGAGCUGAUUGACGGUUACGGCCUGGAGGUGGUGCAGGCCUACAUGGCUCACAUCCAGAAUAACGCAGAGUUGGCGGUGAAGGAGAUGCUGAAGACAUUUGCCCGAACCCACCGGGAGAGAAUGGGAACGCUCAGGGUGGGGGCCGAGGAUUACAUGGAUGAUGGGACCCCAAUCAAGCUACAAGUCACCAUCAAUGAGGAAGAGGGGACGGCUGUGUUUGAUUUUACAGGCUCGGGCCCUGAAGUGUUUGGUAACUGCAAUGCCCCUCGUGCCAUCACCCUCUCUGCUCUCAUUUAUUGUCUCCGUUGCAUGGUGGGGCAGGACAUCCCUCUGAACCAGGGCUGUCUGGCUCCGGUUCAGGUCCGGAUGUCAAGGGGCUCCAUCCUGGAUCCAUCCCCAGAGGCCGCAGUUGUCGGGGGCAACGUCCUGACCUCACAACGGCUGGUGGACGUCAUAUUCAAGGCCUUCUCUGUGUGCGCGGCCUCUCAGGGCUGUAUGAAUAACGUGACCUUUGGUAACGAGCGGGUGGGUUACUACGAGACGGUGGCGGGUGGAGCUGGCGCAGGGCCAAGCUGGCACGGCCGGAGUGGGAUCCACACCCACAUGACCAACACCCGCAUCACGGACCCCGAGAUCCUGGAGAAAAGGUACCCUGUGGUGCUGAGGAGGUUUGAGCUGAACCCAGGCUCUGGGGGUCAGGGCCUGUUCUGCGGUGGGGAUGGUGUGAUCCGGGAGCUGCUGUUCCGGGAGAAGGUGGUCCUCUCCGUGCUGACUGAACGCCGAAGCUUUCGACCCUACGGCAUGCAUGGGGGGGAGCCAGGAGCCCCAGGACUGAACCUGUUGAUUUGUGAAGAUGGAAGGAUCAUAAACCUCGGAGCAAAAACAUCGAUACCACUUAAACCAGGGGACAUGUUCCGACUGCGGACCCCUGGUGGGGGGGGAUGGGGAGCAAAGGACCAAGAAACCCCGGGUGACCACCAUAGUGUGAGGAAAUGGCGAUCAGAGCCUGGCGUCACUGAGAGGGGCAGUGUGUUCGAGUACAGACGGGCCCAGGAGGCUGUGUGAUCAACUACCAGCUCAGUCUUAAUCCCCCGAGGGUUGGGCUUCUUCAUGUCAUCUGACAUGGCUGAUACUCAAAAUACAAUGGUACAAUGUGGAACACUUCACCACAAGCGAUUUUGAUCAUUAAUUCAAAGAGCACAUAAUGGGAUUAGAGUAGAGAUCUCCAGUGGAGAGUGAGCAGGAGCACAGACACAAUAAGGAAAAAACAGGGAAUGGGAUUGGAGUAGAGAGCUCCAGUAGGGAGUGAGCACCAGCAUAGACGUGCUGCAGAAAGAGCAGGGAAUGGGAUUAGAGUAGAGAGCUCCAGUAGGGAGUGAGCACCAGCACAAACACUAUGGGGAAAGAGCACAAGAAUUGGAUUAGAGUUGAGAGCACUAGUACAGAACAAGUGGUUCUGACUCUGAAACAGAAGCAAGCAUUUGUCUUUGGGAAGAUGAUCAGUAGUUGGUUGGAGACUUGGCCUCAGGGAAUGCACUGAGGCUGAGCUUUGAUAUCACUCCAAACUCCCAAUAAAGACUUUUAUUCAACCUAA
Callorhinchus milii (elephant shark) is the source of this 4729-nucleotide messenger RNA. It is a transcript of the gene oplah, whose product is annotated as 5-oxoprolinase, ATP-hydrolysing. Gene Ontology annotation, biological process: glutathione metabolic process. Gene Ontology annotation, cellular component: cytosol. Gene Ontology annotation, molecular function: 5-oxoprolinase (ATP-hydrolyzing) activity. The transcript is spliced from 27 exons. Bases 304 to 4200 code for a protein of 1298 amino acids. The record is from RefSeq and is a predicted model, not a curated record. NCBI's taxonomy places the organism in Eukaryota, Metazoa, Chordata, Chondrichthyes, Chimaeriformes, Callorhinchidae.